GUAGAAAAAUAAUGAUAAGCCAGGUUGGACGAGAGUUGUACAAAGUGCCGCUUCGCGUUUUAGAUCAUCGCGUAUUUGUUAACGGCGAGAUCGAAGCUUUCCUGGACAACUUCGAAGUACGGCGCAACGACAGCGAAGUGGAAAAACUUUUCCAGGUCACCGAGACCGUAGGAUCGCUCAAGUACGAUCUUUCAGAACGUUUCAUUUCAUUGGGUAACAAAAACCUUACCGAACUGGGUACCGAAGUGAACAAUCUGCUGUACGGGGUCAACAACCUGUUGGAGAAAGCCAAAGUGGAGCGGACGGCCAGCGCACAGUUGCGGGAGUCACGACAGUCACGUGAGCGACGCAGAGCCGAAUUUCUGACCAACCUGCAGCACGGCUACAAGCGCAUAGAAAACUCGUUUGAGGAAAAGGAGGAGGAAAUCGCCGAACUCUACUCCGACCUGCAAUUGAAGCUGAGCAUUGCCAAAUAGGAGCUGCCCUAAA
Drosophila persimilis is the source of this 489-nucleotide messenger RNA. RefSeq names its product biogenesis of lysosome-related organelles complex 1 subunit 5 (gene Muted). Lineage: Eukaryota; Metazoa; Arthropoda; Insecta; Diptera; Drosophilidae. Bases 12 to 476 code for a protein of 154 amino acids. Gene Ontology annotation, cellular component: transport vesicle; BLOC-1 complex. The transcript has 3 exons. The record is from RefSeq and is a predicted model, not a curated record.